AUGGAAGAGAACUUCAAUGUUUUAUGGAAGAAAACAGACACGUCUCAUACAUGCACCAUUCAAGGUUUUCCUAUAUUGAACAUAAGAAGACUCGAAUGGUGGUGGAAGAAGAAGCCUCGUCAGCGUGCAUUAAUUAGAUAUUUGACUUCAUGCAACAUUUUUAUGGCUGGGACCAGGGUUGGAACAUGUCCAUCAAAUGUUGAAUCUUGA
Clunio marinus is the source of this 210-nucleotide messenger RNA. The record is from the annotation of a GenBank genome assembly. NCBI's taxonomy places the organism in Eukaryota, Metazoa, Arthropoda, Insecta, Diptera, Chironomidae.